This is a messenger RNA of Pelmatolapia mariae (spotted tilapia), 4840 nucleotides long. It is a transcript of the gene prkd2, whose product is annotated as protein kinase D2. Gene Ontology annotation, molecular function: ATP binding; protein serine/threonine kinase activity. The record is from RefSeq and is a predicted model, not a curated record. The coding region runs from base 659 to 3478 and encodes 939 amino acids. Gene Ontology annotation, biological process: protein phosphorylation. The transcript is spliced from 19 exons. NCBI's taxonomy places the organism in Eukaryota, Metazoa, Chordata, Actinopteri, Cichliformes, Cichlidae.
CAGACAGCGCUUUUCGCUCUCUCGCUGUCUUCUUUUUCACAAAAAAGACCGAACAGGGGUUGAAACUGAAACAGGGCAAGGUCUCGUAAAAAGGAGUGCGGUCUCUAGCUCCCCUUCAUUCUCACUGUUUCCUGUUUAAAGGAGGCCAUUUUGUAAGUGAGCCUGGAGAAGAGCACAACAAAGUUUGGGCAUUGUUGUUGUUUUCUUUCUCUCUCUCUCUCUGCCCGCGGCGGAGAGUUUCAGUUUCACAACCAAGUUUGGACUUUCUUCUCUGCAGAGCAGCGCCUUUUGGAUGCGAGAAGUGAAGGAGGGUGGAGGAGAGAAGGCUGGAGGUGUCGUGUUCUCAGUCUCUUUACUUUGUGAGUGUUUCUCUCUCUCUUACACACACACAGGCACACAGCGCUCACGCCUGCCAUGCCUGAACAAUAAGAGAAGCCUGAAGAAAAGAAGUGCUCCUUCCUGGAUAAGGAUUUUCUUCCUUGAGCCGCUGGAAGGAAGCGGGUUUGACGCGGGACUCGGAGGAAAGCGGAGCCGUCCACUCAGCGUGCGUGUGUGUGUAUCCAUGUUUCAGCGUGUGUAGCCCUCCGCUUGAAUGAGUGUUGCUUUUCCGAAAACUUCAGACUGCACCUGUGUGUUUGUGAGAGCCAGCGGACUCUGAAUGGCUAAUGCUAGCCCUUGUAUGCCCUCGGGGGCGGCGAUGGCUCAGGUCUUCUUCCCCCCAGGUGGCACCUUACCACCAAGCUCAGCUUUGAUCCAGCAGGGGACCCCCAUCGCCAUGCACUCUUUGCCCACACCGGGUGGCUUUCCUGUGAUGGAGCUGACUCCAGGGCAUGGUGGUGGUGCUGGGGCUGUGAUGCCCGUGAUGCCCCAAACUCCAGCAGGGGUGUCCUUCAUCAUCCAGAUUGGUCUGACCAGAGAAUCUGUCCUCAUGCCCCAGGCUGCUGACCUGGCCUAUGUGAAACAAAUGGCCUGCUCCAUUGUUGACACCAAGUUCCCAGAGUGCGGAUUUUAUGGCAUUUACGACAAGAUAUUGCUGUUCAAGCAUGACACAUCUACCAACAACAUACUACAACUAGUUAAAGCUGCCAGCGACAUCCAGGAGGGAGAUCUGGUGGAGGUAGUGCUCUCUGCGGCAGCUACGUUUGAAGAUUUCCAGAUUCGGCCCCACGCGCUCAAUGUGCACUCGUACCGGGCCCCGGCUUUCUGCGAUCACUGUGGAGAAAUGCUGUUUGGGCUGGUUAGACAAGGACUGAAAUGUGAUGGUUGCGGGCUAAACUACCACAAGCGCUGUGCAUUCAGCAUCCCGAACAACUGUAGUGGGGCUCGCAAACGGCGUCUGUCCACCACGUCGCUGAGCAGCAGCCAGUCCCUGCGCCUUUCCACCACUGAGUCGGUGUACAGCGUUGGGACAGCCUCCACCUGUGCAGAAGAAGCGAGUCUUAUUCGCUCACACACUCAAAUGCCACGGACAGCUAGCGACGCCCGGCGUUUUUACACGGGGCGACCAGUUCAUCUCGACAAGAUGCUGAUGAGCAAGGUAAAGGUGCCCCACACGUUCGCCGUUCACUCAUACACUCGACCGACGGUGUGCCAGUACUGCAAGAGGCUUCUUAGAGGACUUUUCCGACAGGGUCUGCAGUGCAAAGAUUGUAAGUUCAACUGCCACAAACGAUGUGCAUACAAAGUUCCUAAUGACUGCCUUGGGGAGACCAUUGGAGAAAACAGAAGUAACUCUGACAUGUUGAGUCCCACUGCGGACCCCGAGGUUCCGAUGGACUUUAGCAGUGAGUAUGACGGCUCUGACAAGUCUUCAAUAGAUGACUCGGACGAGGCCUGCAGCAUCCCUGGUUCCUUUUCACCUGACAACAAUCAGGAUGGAGCUAGUGGAGAUCAAAGUGUUUACAUCCCUUUAAUGAGGGUGGUACAGUCUGUGAGACAAACAACCCGUCGAUCCAGCACAGCUAUAAAGGAAGGGUGGAUGGUUCACUACAGCAAUAAAGACACACUGAGAAAGAGGCACUACUGGCGUCUGGACUGUAAGUGCAUCAUCCUUUUCCAGAAUAACACCUCCAACAAAUACUACAAGGAGAUCCCUCUUUCUGAGAUCCUGGAGUUGCGUCCUGCUUCUAACUUCAGUCUCGUCUCCCAAGGCACCAAUCCCCACUGCUUUGAGCUUAUCACAGCCACUAUGUGCUACUUUGUAGGGGAGGAUCCCAACAUCCUCCCCUCUGUGACCCAAAGCCACCCCCAGACUGUCCCACAGACACCUCCCUCCCCAAGCCAGGUGGCGCCCAACAGUGGCAUUGGACGUGAGGUGGCAAAAGCAUGGGAAAGCGCCAUUCGACACGCCCUUAUGCCAGUCAUCUUUCAGGACGCACCGCCAGCUGAGGGGAAUACGCCUCACAGACAAGCUUCUAUCAGCAUAUCUGUGUCCAACAGUCAAAUCCAAGAGAAUGUGGAUAUUGGCACAGUGUACCAGAUUUUUGCUGAUGAAGUGCUUGGAUCUGGGCAAUUUGGAGUAGUGUAUGGAGGAAAGCACAGGAAGACGGGGAGAGACGUGGCUGUCAAAGUCAUCGACAAGCUUCGUUUUCCAACCAAGCAAGAGAGCCAGCUGAGGAAUGAGGUGGCCAUCCUGCAGAGUUUACGUCACCUGGGCAUUGUGAACCUGGAGUGUAUGUUUGAAACCCCAGAGAAAGUGUUUGUGGUCAUGGAGAAACUACACGGUGACAUGCUGGAGAUGAUUCUCUCCAGCGAAAAAGGCAGAUUGCCCGAGAGGCUCACAAAGUUCCUCAUCACGCAGAUUCUUGCAGCUCUGAGGCACCUGCACUUUAAGAACAUUGUUCACUGUGACCUAAAACCUGAAAAUGUGCUACUUGCCUCUGCCGAUCCCUUCCCACAGGUGAAGUUGUGUGAUUUUGGCUUUGCCCGUAUCAUUGGAGAGAAGUCAUUCCGUCGUUCAGUGGUUGGCACACCUGCCUAUCUGGCUCCAGAAGUUCUGUUAAACCAGGGCUAUAACCGCUCACUAGACAUGUGGUCAGUCGGCGUCAUUAUGUACGUCAGCCUCAGCGGGACAUUCCCAUUCAAUGAAGACGAAGAUAUCAAUGACCAGAUCCACAACGCAGCCUUUAUGUAUCCUCCUAAUCCCUGGAAGCAGAUCUCCAGUGAUGCUAUUGACCUGAUCAACAACCUGCUGCAAGUUAAGAUGAGGAAACGCUACAGUGUAGAUAAAAGUCUCAGCCACGCAUACUUACAGGACUAUCAGACGUGGCUUGACCUGCGGGAACUGGAGACUAAGCUCGGGGGACGUUACAUUACCCACGAGAGCGAUGACAGCCGCUGGCAAAUGUACGCCCGUGAACACACUCUGCCAUACCCUGCUCACUUUGUGCCGCCUCCUCCGGCGCAGGCUUCCGAUGACGAGGACGGCGGGGAGGAUGCAGAUAUGCAAGGUCUCACAGAGAGGGUCAGCAUACUCUGACCACAGAGAGGCAGAGGACUCACGCUCAUUUAGGAAGGAUGAAAGAAGCGGGGAGAAGGAGAAGGGGAUGGUGGCCUUGUACUCUAAAAAGACACACUUGCGAAGAAUCAUGCGGUUUUUAUAAAAUAAAGUGUCUGACUGAUUAGAGCUGUGUGAGAGCACUCAGUGUCACAGCUAUAAAUCCAAUUUCUCUCCUCCAGCCCGAAGAAAACCUUUAAAGCAUUUACUCUGCUCGUCUUGGUCCUCUUUCAUCUUUUGAAUGGUUGAAUUUCUUUUAUGAUAAAGACUGCUCAACUCUAUUUCACGUUCCCUGUUCAUCUGUUCAGGGUGCCUUUACAGAUAAAAGUUGCGGAGUGAACCGUAAAUCCGAAUUUGUCAGAGGAAUGAAAAACAGCAUGUUCUUUCCCCCUGUCAGUGUAGCGUGCAUCAGAGCAAACAAGGAAAUGGCAUUUUAUCACAGGUGCAGAAAAGAAUCAAAGAAUCAAACAUUUUGCUAUACAAACAGUAGUAAAAUCCAGCCAAAACGUUACGAAAUUAAAAGCAACGUGAUGCUUCUUUUUUUUCUUUAAUAUAUUAUUUUAAUGGGACUGACUGGAAUUACAGAAAAUUCAGUUCAAUCUCUUUUCAGUGAUGGAGCUCUUUACAGCAACAAAAGACUUCCUCUGUGCUGGUAAUUACUGAAGUGACUCCACUGAGAAAAGCCAUCUAUAUUCACAAAUGCAUUCCCAUAAAUUCGUGUUCUAUAGUGAAAACCAAAGGUAUCGAUCUGGCGACAGCAAAUCCUCCAGUAAUUACCACAGGUUUGUGGCCACAAUGGCCUUUUAGAAAAUUAUAUGUAAUUAAAGAUGCCAUUAUGAGUUUAAAUGAACUAGCGUGGGGGCAGUUUAAUACUUGCACUCACCGGACAAUUUUCCGUCGUGAGAUUUCGUAUAUCGGUGACAACUCUCUGUAGCUACUGCUGAAAAUUGCUCUUUAUUGUGUUAUCACUCGUUGUCACCCGUCUGAGGUCAAGCAGGUCACUGAAAUGAUUUGUACCGUUAAUAAUGAGCAGAUAAAUGAACGCAUCUUUCAGCAAAAGCAAACGUUCCCCUGUGAUGUAAGUGUAUGGGUGGACAGUGUGGGUCACUAAACUAGUUUGGACAACUUAUCUUGUACAAGUAUUGACUACCUUUCAUGUCGAUGUGUUACAUGUUUCUGUGAAGUAGCAUUAUCUAGAUUCAUCAUUGAACAUACUGUAGUUACUUUGGCCUGUUUUAUGAAUGUAUAACCUGAAGUUUAUAUAGCUGUCAAAUAUGUGUAGACUGUGUAUAACAUGUUUGAAGGAUGAUCCUGGCUUUUAGAUAAUACAAACCUCCUACAGCA